CAAGGCGCGGGGCAGAGCUGCUGGGGUCGGGGCGUCAUGCGGAGGGGUGAGCGCAAGGGUGCCGAGGGGCCGCGGCCGGGGUCCCCUGUGCCCGUGGGCAAGGCCUCGCUGGAGGAGCCGCUGGACGGCGCGGCCGCGGGCCGAGCGAGCGGGCCGGCCGCUGGCCGCCGCAGCACCGAGUCAGAGGUCUACGACGACGGCACCAACACCUUCUUCUGGCGGGCCCACACCCUGAGCGUGCUCUUCAUCCUCACCUGCGUGCUGGGCUACGUGACACUGCUGGAAGAGACACCGCGGGACACGGCCUACAACACCAAGAGAGGUAUUGUGGCCAGUAUUUUGGUUUUCUUAUGUUUUGGAGUCACACAAGCUAAAGACGGGCCAUUUUCCAGACCUCAUCCAGCCUACUGGAGGUUUUGGCUCUGCGUCAGUGUGGUCUACGAGCUGGUGCUCAUCUUUAUACUCUUCCAGACCGUCCAGGACGGCCGCCAGUUUCUGAAGUAUGUAGACCCCAGGUUGGGGGUCCCGCUGCCGGAGAGGGACUACGGGGGAAACUGCCUCAUCUAUGAUGCCGACAACAAGACUGACCCCUUCCACAAUGUCUGGGACAAGCUGGAUGGCUUUGUGCCCGCACACUUCAUCGGCUGGUACCUGAAGACCCUGAUGAUCCGUGACUGGUGGAUGUGCACGAUCGUGAGCGUGAUGUUUGAGUUCCUGGAGUACAGCCUGGAGCAUCAGCUGCCCAACUUCAGCGAGUGCUGGUGGGACCACUGGAUCAUGGACGUGCUCGUCUGCAACGGGCUGGGCAUCUACUGCGGCAUGAAGACUCUCGAGUGGCUGUCCCUAAAGACGUACAAGUGGCAGGGCCUCUGGAACAUUCCGACCUACAAGGGCAAAAUGAAGAGGAUCGUCUUCCAGUUCACGCCCUACAGCUGGGUCCGCUUCGAGUGGAAGCCAGCCUCCAGCCUGCGCCGCUGGCUGGCCGUGUGCGGCAUCAUCCUGGUGUUUCUCUUGGCAGAGCUGAACACCUUCUACCUGAAGUUUGUGCUGUGGAUGCCCCCCGAGCACUACCUGGUCCUCCUGCGGCUAGUCUUCUUUGUCAACGUGGGCGGCGUGGCCAUGCGGGAGAUCUACGACUUCAUGGACGACCCGAAGCUCCACAAGAAGCUGGGCCAGCAGGCCUGGCUGGUGGCGGCCAUCACCGUCACGGAGCUGCUCAUCGUGGUGAAGUACGACCCGCACACGCUCACGCUGUCCCUGCCCUUCUACAUCGCCCAGUGCUGGACGCUCGGCUCCGUGCUCGCCCUCACCUGGACCGUCUGGCGCUUCUUCCUGCGGGACAUCACCCUGAGGUACAAGGAGACACGGCGGCAGAAGCAGCAGGGCAGGGACGACCAGGGCAGGGCGGACGGCGGCGUGGACGGGCGCCCACCAGGGCCCGACGAGGCCGAGAGGGCGGGGGCGCCAGCGCCGCACUGA
Lagenorhynchus albirostris (white-beaked dolphin) is the source of this 1479-nucleotide messenger RNA. It is a transcript of the gene PTDSS2, whose product is annotated as phosphatidylserine synthase 2. Lineage: Eukaryota; Metazoa; Chordata; Mammalia; Artiodactyla; Delphinidae. Gene Ontology annotation, biological process: phosphatidylserine biosynthetic process. Gene Ontology annotation, molecular function: L-serine-phosphatidylethanolamine phosphatidyltransferase activity. The transcript is spliced from 12 exons. The coding region runs from base 37 to 1479 and encodes 480 amino acids. The record is from RefSeq and is a predicted model, not a curated record.